Chanos chanos (milkfish) is the source of this 1910-nucleotide messenger RNA. RefSeq names its product acetylcholinesterase (Yt blood group) (gene ache). Gene Ontology annotation, molecular function: acetylcholinesterase activity. The record is from RefSeq and is a predicted model, not a curated record. The transcript is spliced from 4 exons. Gene Ontology annotation, biological process: acetylcholine catabolic process; choline metabolic process. Gene Ontology annotation, cellular component: plasma membrane. Bases 1 to 1896 code for a protein of 631 amino acids. NCBI's taxonomy places the organism in Eukaryota, Metazoa, Chordata, Actinopteri, Gonorynchiformes, Chanidae.
AUGAAGGCCUCUCGUAUGUUCCUUCUGCCCUUCGUGUUCUUGGCCUUCCUCGCCUACCGUUCCCUCGCACAGAGUGAGUCUGAUCUUGUUGUGACAACCCGACUGGGUCGUGUGCAGGGCAUUCGCUUGCCUUUGCCAGACAGAAGUCAUGUGAUCGCCUUCUUGGGCAUCCCAUUCGCUGAGCCACCUGUGGGGAAAAGGCGUUUCCGGCCACCUGAACCCAAAAGGCCCUGGAAUGGUGUUGUUGAGACAAAGGAUUAUGCCAGUGCGUGCUACCAGGCUGUGGACACUACAUACCCAGGUUUCCCCGGCACAGAGAUGUGGAAUCCCAACCGGAUGAUGAGUGAGGACUGCCUGUACCUGAAUGUGUGGGUACCAGCAUCACCUAGGCCGCACAACCUCACCGUCAUGGUGUGGAUAUAUGGUGGAGGAUUCUACAGUGGCUCCUCAUCACUGGAUGUCUACGACGGCCGCUACCUGGCACAUUCUGAGAAGGUUGUUGUGGUGUCUAUGAACUACCGUGUGAGCGCUUUUGGAUUUCUGACCUUGAACGGCUCCUCUGAUGCCCCCGGUAACGUUGGCCUGCUGGACCAGCGCAUGGCACUUCAGUGGGUACAGGACAACAUCCAGUUCUUUGGUGGCAAUCCCAAACAGGUCACAAUCUUUGGGGAGAGUGCAGGCGCAGCCUCAGUGGGCAUGCACUUGCUGUCACCUGAAAGUCGGCCACUCUUCACCCGCGCCAUCAUGCAGAGCGGCGCACCUAACUGCCCAUGGGCCACUGUCAGCUUCGAAGAGGCUCGCCGGAGGGCCACUCAGCUGGGCAAACUGGUUGGCUGCAACGAGGGGAAUGACACAGAAUUUUUGGACUGCUUGCGUAACAAGUCACCCGAGGACCUCAUUGACCAGGAGUGGCAAAUACUGCCCUACAGCAGCCUCUUUCGCUUCUCCUUUGUGCCGGUUGUGGACGGCGUGGUGCUCCCCGACACGCCAGAUGCUAUGAUCAGCUCGGGCAAUUUCAAAGACACCCAAAUCCUGCUGGGAGUUAACCAGGACGAAGGGUCCUACUUCUUGAUUUAUGGUGCUCCAGGUUUCAGCAAAGACAACGAAAGCCUCAUCUCUCGAGAAGACUUCUUGGAGGGCGUAAAGAUGAGCGUUCCCCACGCGAACGAGAUUGCCCUGGAGGCAGUGGUUCUACAGUAUACUGACUGGAUGGAUGAGAACAACCCGCUCAAGAACCGCGAUGCCAUGGACGAUAUUGUGGGAGACCAUAAUGUCAUCUGCCCCUUGCAACAGUUUGCUCGGGCCUACGCCCAGCUACAUACCCGCCAUGCUCAGUCUACAAGUCAAGGGACUUUUGGAUGGGGCAAUUCAGGACCUGCCAGCAACAGUGGCAACGCACAAGGUGGUGUGUACCUGUACCUUUUCGAUCACCGAGCCUCAAACCUGGCUUGGCCAGAAUGGAUGGGUGUGAUCCAUGGCUAUGAAAUUGAGUUUGCUUUUGGGCUUCCCUUGGAAAAGAGGCUUAACUACACAGCGGAGGAGGAGAAACUCAGCCGACGCAUGAUGAGAUACUGGGCUAACUUUGCCCGCACUGGUAACCCCAAUAUUAACGUAGAUGGCUUCAUGGAUAGCAGGAAGAGGUGGCCUGUGUUCACAAACACUGAUCAGAAAUACAUAGCUCUUAACACAGAGCCUAUGAAAGUGCACAAGGGUUUACGAACACAGAUUUGUGCCCUGUGGAACCGCUUCCUUCCGCGCCUGCUAAAUAUUACCGAUAACAUUGAUGAUGCAGAGAAGCAGUGGAAGGUGGAGUUCCAUCGUUGGAGCUCCUACAUGAUGCACUGGAAAAGUCAGUUUGACCAUUACAGCAAGCAGGAGCGCUGCACAGAUCUCUGAACAGCGGAAAAAAG